This is a messenger RNA of Cucumis sativus (cucumber), 1649 nucleotides long. Its product is annotated as cytochrome P450 CYP736A12. The transcript is spliced from 2 exons. Gene Ontology annotation, molecular function: monooxygenase activity; iron ion binding; oxidoreductase activity, acting on paired donors, with incorporation or reduction of molecular oxygen. Bases 49 to 1554 code for a protein of 501 amino acids. NCBI's taxonomy places the organism in Eukaryota, Viridiplantae, Streptophyta, Magnoliopsida, Cucurbitales, Cucurbitaceae. The record is from RefSeq and is a predicted model, not a curated record.
UUCAAUAUCAUCAUCAUUAAUUAGCUGGGACAAAUAAAACUCCAUGCCAUGGCUUGGAUUUGGGCUACAAUAAUUGCAUUACUUUUUCUUCUUUCAAAUUACAUCUUCGAAACGUGGCUAUUCAAGAAGAAGAGUAAGGGCAAGAAAUUACCUCCUGGCCCAAAAGGGUUUCCCAUUUUUGGUAGUCUCAAUUUGCUCAAAGAGUUUCCUCAUAGAGAUCUUCAUCGCUUAUCUCAAAAAUAUGGUCCCAUUAUGCACAUCAAAUUGGGACUUGUAAACACAAUUAUUGUCUCUUCCCCGCCAGCUGCUGAGCUUUUUCUCAAAACCCAUGAUCUUAUUUUUGCAAGUAGGCCUCUCACUAUGGUCUCCAAAUUCUUGUCUUAUGGCCAAAAGAAUUUGGUUUUUGCUCAAUAUGGAUCUUAUUGGAGGAAUGUACGUAAAAUGUGUACACUUGAAUUGCUUAGUAAUCACAAGAUCAAUUCUUUCAAAUCCAUGAGAAAGGAAGAGGUUGGGUUGUUGAUUGAGUAUCUCAAAGAGGCUGCAAAUGAUGGUGUUUCUGUUAAUAUUAGUUCAAAAGUUGUGUCACUCAGCACAGACAUGACUUGCUUGAUGGUUUUUGGGAGGAAAUUUGGGGAUGAGGAGUUGGAUGAUAGAGGUUUCAAGGCUAUGAUACAAGAGGUGAUGCAAUUAGUUGCUGCUCCUAAUUUGGGAGAUCUUAUUCCUUUUAUUGCAAUGUUUGAUCUUCAAGGGUUGACACGUCGGAUGAAAAAUAUUAACAAAGUGUUUGAUAGGUUUUUUGAGAGGAUUAUUGAUGAACAUCUUAAGUCCAUGGGUGAAAAAAAAACUAAAGAUUUUUUAGAUGUCAUGUUGGAUCUAAUGAAGUCUGAAGAUACUCAUGAGUAUCGAAUUGAUCGUUCCAGUGUUAAAGCAAUAAUAUUGGAUGUACUUGGUGCUGCAAUGGACACAUCAGCCACAGUAAUUGGAUGGGCACUAGCAGAGCUCAUAAGACAUCCAGAUGUGAUGAAGAAAGUGCAAGAUGAAGUUGAGAAUGUGGUGGGGUUAGAUAGAAUGGUGGAAGAAUUAGAUUUAAUUCACUUGGAAUAUUUGGAUAUGGUCAUUAAGGAGAUUCUUAGGCUCUAUCCACCACUUCCAUUGCUAGUCCCACAUGAAUCUCUUCAAGACUGCAUUGUUGAAGACUUUUUCAUUCCAAAAAAUUCACGUGUAAUAGUGAAUGCAUGGGCAAUUGGUCGAAAUCCAAGUGCUUGGAUUCAUCCUCUAAAGUUUUGUCCCGAAAGAUUUAUGGGAAGUCAUUUGGAUGUAAGGGGAAGGGAUUUUCAAUUAAUUCCAUUUGGAGCUGGUCGAAGAGGAUGUCCUGGAAUUCAAUUGGGUAUGACUGUGAUUCGUUUGGUGUUGGCUCAACUUCUACAUUGUUUUGAUUGGAAGCUUCCCAAUGGUACGUCAAUAGAUGAGUUGGAUAUGACCGAAGAAUUUGGAUUGACUUGUCCAAGAGCUCAAGACCUUAUUGUCAUUCCUAUUUAUCGACUUCAUAUUUGAAUUUAAUUACCCUUUUCAUUGUGCCAAGUUGAGUUUAAUAAUAAGUAAAAGAAUUAUAUAGUCAUUUCAAUAAAAAGAAAUACUGAAAAAAAUUA